Molecule: messenger RNA, 1155 nt
Organism: Sardina pilchardus (European sardine)
Lineage: Eukaryota; Metazoa; Chordata; Actinopteri; Clupeiformes; Clupeidae
Gene: alx4a
Product: ALX homeobox 4a
Exons: 4
Coding region: 1-1155 (384 amino acids)
Biological process (GO): regulation of transcription by RNA polymerase II
Molecular function (GO): RNA polymerase II transcription regulatory region sequence-specific DNA binding; DNA-binding transcription activator activity, RNA polymerase II-specific
Source: RefSeq, a predicted model, not a curated record
AUGAACGCGGAGACGUGCGUUUCAUACUGCGAUAUGACAUCCAUGGAUUCAUAUUAUAGUUCACCCGCUUCACAAGGUAGGGAUCACCAAGCCAAUCCGUUUAGGGCAUUUCAAGCCAGUGACACCAAAUACAGCCCCUCUUUCCUGACCAACAAAGGUCAACCGUACGGAGAAAAGUCUCGUAGCCCGUUCCAAGCGGAAUGCCAGCCCCUGGACACCAACACUGGGGAAGGCACCUACAGCAAGUACCAGCAUUACAUGCAGAGGCCGUCCUGCAAAACUCCCCCUGAAGGAAGCAAGCUGCACACGGACAGCGGACACAACGGAGGACUCGGGUCCUGUUAUGGUAAGGAGAGCGGCGCGCUAACAGACGCAGAGGUCCCCCCAGGUGCAGACGCGGCGGGCAUGGACGGCAGCUACCUGAGCGCGAAGGAGGCGGCGGGAGGGAAGGCGUCGCAGGAGUGCGGCGCUCUCCACCCUUCGGACAUGUCCGGCGGCGGCGGCGGCCUGGAGAAGAGCGAGGGCGAGAGCAACAAGGGCAAGAAGCGGCGCAACCGCACCACCUUCACCAGCUACCAGCUGGAGGAGCUCGAGAAGGUGUUCCAGAAGACGCACUACCCCGACGUCUACGCCCGCGAGCAGCUCGCGCUCAGGACAGACCUCACGGAGGCCAGGGUGCAGGUCUGGUUCCAGAACAGAAGGGCAAAGUGGCGGAAGAGAGAGCGCUUUGGUCAGAUGCAACAGGUGCGGACACACUUCUCCACCGCCUACGAGCUUCCUCUACUCACACGGCCUGAGAACUACGCACAGAUCCAGAACCCCUCGUGGAUCGGCGGCGGCAGCGGGGCGUCUCCAGUGCCGGGCUGCGUGGUGCCCUGUGACCCCGUGACCUCCUGCAUGACCCCUCACCCCCACGCCGCCAGCGGGGUGUCCGACUUCCUGGGCGUGCCCAGCCCGGGCGGCCACAUGGGGCAGACGGGCAUGAGCGGCCUGUUCGGCGGGCCCGGGGCCGGCAUGACCGGGCACAUGGGCAACGGCGGACCGGGCAUCAACGGGUACGAGAUGGGCAUGGAUCCUGACCGCAAGAGCUCCAGCAUCGCCAGCCUCCGCAUGAAGGCCAAGGAGCACAGCGCUGCCAUCUCAUGGGCCACAUGA